This is a messenger RNA of Morus notabilis, 1843 nucleotides long. Its product is annotated as aspartic proteinase PCS1. The transcript has a single exon. Lineage: Eukaryota; Viridiplantae; Streptophyta; Magnoliopsida; Rosales; Moraceae. The record is from RefSeq and is a predicted model, not a curated record. Gene Ontology annotation, molecular function: aspartic-type endopeptidase activity. The coding region runs from base 365 to 1717 and encodes 450 amino acids. Gene Ontology annotation, biological process: proteolysis.
GUGUCUUUCAUCGUUCUUCUAAUCUAAACUCAUAAAUCACAAUGUAAACCUUCUUUUUUUUUUUUUUUUUUUUUUGUGAGCUAAAAAAAUUAAAAUUUACAAUGCAUGUAAUCUCGCGUGUCCUUUAUUGUCAUUGCAAAAGACUGAAAAGCAUACAAACAAGACGUACCACCUUCACUGCAUGUUACUAUAAUUGCAAACUUUCACAUUCUAUAGCCUACUACUUAAGCAACUAAUAAAACACACUACCCCAUAUUCAACCGGCACAGAAGAAGCAGCCUCACCUUCUAAUUAUCACACAUCCUUAAGAACAUCAAACACCAACAACAAAACUUCACAACCUUAACAAAUCACCAAAAAAACCAUGACCAACAACAACAAUAUCUCCCUUCUCACCGCCAUAUUAUUCUUUUCCAUCCUUAUUCCACUAUUCCUGUCUUCUCCUCCUUCUUCUUCUACUGUUUCGACCAAAACGCUCGUUUUGCCCUUGAAAAUCCAGAAGCCACCAAUAGGGUUUCUCUCCACCUCAAAGGCAUCCAAUUCUUCCAACAACAAGCUCUCCUUCCGCCACAACGUGACUUUGACAGUCUCGUUGACCGUUGGCUCGCCCCCACAGAGCGUUACCAUGGUCCUCGACACAGGCAGCGAGCUCUCCUGGCUUCACUGCAAGAAAUCCCCAACCCUCAACUCCAUCUACACCCCUCUCUCCUCCUCUUCCUACACCUCAAUCCCCUGCUCCUCACCCGUUUGCCGUACCCGAACCCGAGACUUACCCAUACCCGCUUCAUGCGACUCCAGAAAACUCUGCCACGUCUCCGUUUCCUACGCCGACGCCUCCUCCCUCGUCGGCAACCUCGCCUACGAAACCUUCCGUAUCGGGUCGUUGACCCGACCCGGAACCAUAUUCGGGUGUAUGGACUCCGGGUUCAGCUCCAACUCCGACGAGGACGCGAAAACGACGGGCUUGAUCGGCAUGAAUCGGGGCUCGUUGUCGUUCGUCACUCAGAUGGGUUUCUCCAAGUUCUCGUACUGCAUAUCGGGACAAGACUCAUCCGGCGUUCUUCUCUUUGGAGACGAGAAGUUCUCGUGGUUGGGUCCACUUAACUACACGCCGUUCGUGAAAAUCUCGAGGCCAUUGCCGUACUUCGACCGGGUCGCGUACAGCGUCCAACUCGAAGGAAUUAAAGUCGCCGGAAAGCUUCUGCCGAUCCCGAGAUCCUCAUUUGUGCCAGAUCACACCGGGGCAGGACAGACCAUGGUCGACUCGGGCACCCAGUUUACAUUCCUUCUCGGGCCGGUUUAUUCGGCGUUGAAAACGGAGUUCGUUAGGCAGACGAGGGGAUUGGCGACUGUUUUUGAGGAUGCGAAUUUCGUUUUCCAAGGGGCGAUGGAUUUGUGCUACAGAGUACCGCCGAAUCGGAAGGGGUUUUCGGAUUUUCCGGCAGUGAGUUUGGUGUUUACGGGGGCGGAAAUGAGCGUGUCCGGCGAUAGACUGCUGUAUAGGGUGCAGGGGAUGACGGGGAAGGGGGGGGAUUGGGUUUAUUGUUUUACGUUUGGGAAUUCGGAUUUGCUGGGAAUAGAGGCGUUCGUGAUUGGUCAUCAUCACCAGCAGAAUGUGUGGAUGGAGUUUGAUCUGGCGAAAUCGAGAGUGGGAUUCGCUGAGGUUAGGUGUGAUUUGGUGAGUCAAAGGCUCGGAGCCUUGGGUCUCAACACGUAGAAGAUUUUUUUUUCUUUUUUUAUUCUUCGAAACAGAGGAAAAAGGAAAAGAAAGGAGAGAGUUUUGCAAUAUUUUCAAGGUAAAAUUAUGGUAGGACUUAAAAUUUUGUUCCAUUAAAAGUAAAUG